Molecule: messenger RNA, 1938 nt
Organism: Morus notabilis
Lineage: Eukaryota; Viridiplantae; Streptophyta; Magnoliopsida; Rosales; Moraceae
Exons: 1
Coding region: 1-1938 (645 amino acids)
Source: RefSeq, a predicted model, not a curated record
AUGGAUAGUAAUAGUAUUAAUCUAGUAGAAGCACUUCAAGAAGCUGAAGAGAUGAUUGUUGAAAAUGAUUAUGUAAGUGCAAGGGACAAACUGAUUAAACUGCAGCAAAUUUAUCCUGGAAUGGACCAAAUUGGGUCACUUUUGAAACUCUGUGAAGUUCUCUCUGCAGCCAGGUUUAGGCUUAGUGGUGGUUGUGAUGUUGAUCACUAUUGGGUCCUUCAGGUCCCACCUUCAUCAACGUUUUCUGAUGUUGAAAAUCGUUACAAAAACAUCCUUGAGGCACUGCAGGCUUUGAGGAGAAAGAAAUUCCCUGGUGCUGAAUUGGCUGUGGAGCUUGUGGAAAAAGCAUUUGCGGUUCUUUCCCAAAGCGAGAGUCGUGGGAAAUUCGACUUGGAGAGAAGUACUACUAGUAGGGAAUUAGGUUAUAGAAUGGUAUCUUUGGAUUUAAUUUCUGGUGAUGAGAACAAGAAACUGGAGAUUUCAGAGCCUCUGUUGCAUACAAAUUCUGUGGACAACUUUCCAUCCCGGGACUAUUAUAAUUUUGAGAGUGAUAGGAGGGCUGAAAAAAUUGAGGCAGGCCAGAUUUGGGCUGCUAAUUUUAAAGGAAGUUCGCGGCAUAAUUAUCGGUACAUGCUAGUGUAUCUCACCUCAGAAGAAGAAGCGGUUUGGGUGACAUGGCUGAAACCAAUCCCCAUUUCUGCUAGUGAGAGGAGAUGGUGUGAUGCAGGCUUGCCUGUUUCAUGUGGGUCAUUUGGUUUGGUGAUGGGGAUGACUUCUGAGGUGAUCUUGUCAACGAUUUUGUCACACAAGUGCUCUUGGGUACACGGGGUUGUGGAGGAUCAAUUUGAGAUAUACCCGAGAAAAGGCGAGAUUUGGGCAAUCUACAACAAUUGGAAUAUCGAUGAAUGGGCCUAUUAUAGCUUGGAAACCCUGGAAGAUUGUGAGUUUGAGUUGGUGGAGAUCAUGUCGGAUUUUUCAAAGUACACUGGUGCAGAAUGCGCAUAUUUGGCAAAGGUGGAGGGUUUCAAGUGCGUCUUUGAGAGAAAAAGGAUUGGAGGGAGUGCUAAUACUCCGGUCACGAUUCAAAUAAGCCCGGGAAUGUUCUACAUGUUUUCACACAAAGUCCCUGCAUACAGAUUUGUGGGUGGAGAGAUUGAUGGAGUUGUUGAAGGGAUGUUUGAGCUAGACCAAUUAGCCUUGCCAGAUUACAUGAUCAGUGGCAUUAACACCGAAAAAACAUUGGAAACUGAGAAUGUGAGCAAGUUUUCUUGCACCACUAGUCGUCCUAUAGAUCUCUCUUCCUUUGAUCCCCGAUGGUCUGCAAAUGACUUUUGCGGAGGCCAGAUAUGGGCUGUGUGUUGUGGAAAGGACUUUAUGCCUCGGCAGUACACACGAAUAGAUGAUGUGAUUUCAGAGAGCCAAGUGCGUGUGACACUCUUGGAACCCCUACUGAUGGUUGACACUGAUAUUGAGUGGAACCUGACGUGCGGGAUCUUUAAAGCUGGUGAGACCAGUGUGAAAAUUGGUAUCUCGUGGUUUUCCUAUUUAGUCCAGCACCAACGCAGGGGGGAAUAUUACGAAAUAUGGCCAUUGAAAGGCGAGAUUUGGGCUGUGUACAAGGACUGGAAUGGCAAGUGGAAGCGGCAUGAUCACGACUCUUGCCGGGGCCAGGUUGUCCAAGUUCUAUCAGACUUGACAGAAGGAGAUGGUGGGAUGAUAAGAAUAGCUAGACUUGAGCAGGUGAAGGACUAUUUGACUUUCUUCCAGGGGAAGCAAUGUGAUGGUUUUGAUCUGACCAGUGUAGUUUCCAAGGCGGAGACACUUAGUUUCUCUCACCGAAUCCCGGCUUUCAGAGUGCCAGGUAUUGGGAAGCAUGGCAUCCCAGAAAGCGCUUGGCACUUGGAACCAAAUGCUUUGCCUACCAGAGGAGGACAUUAG